AUGGCCGGCGUUUUGCUGUCCACCCACUCCUCAAAUCCGCUCGAGGUCGGCUCUUCAGAUCCCCGGAACUCCCACUAUCACCGCGCAUACAGGAAGUCUCAAGAAGCUCGCUGCGACGAUCCCCUGUCAUCCGAUGACCUCUUAAAUGGGAGUUAUCGCCCCCCGGAGCUCGACGACUACCAUGAGCACAUCUCCCAACUCUUCCCCGGAAUGAUUCAGCGACGGUCAAGCGUAAGUACUGUCCGCGCAGGGAAACAACCGAUGUUCGCGCCACCGGCCUACGUAGACUUGGACGUGGAUAUGAGCGACGACGAGCUGCUGAUAAGACCGAACGAGGGUAACGCGCAACCCGCUGCGGUUGACUACAACGAUGAAGAGGACGCGCAGGGAAGCGACGUUGAUGACGACGAUGUGAAGCUGAGCGGAGAGCAGGACUCAGAGGACGAAGAAGACACGAUUCACCUGAAACCCCCAGAAGAACGCGCCGAAAUCGAAGCUGAAAUCGAGGAACUGGAAUCUUCCGUCCCCCAACUUUCUUCCGACUACAAGCUCGUUGACCGUCUUGGAACGGGUACAUUUUCGUCUGUUUAUAAGGCCAUUGAUCUCGCCCCAGAGCAAUGGGAUAAUACACCCUGGCAAGGACCUAAAACUCGCGCGUCGAUACCUCAACUCUCCUCCGCGUACAUCAAUGCAGAUGUUGGCGGGCGGGUCUUCGUCGCAAUUAAACGAAUCUAUGUGACUAGCAGUCCAGAACGCAUACGGAAUGAGAUAGCAAUUAUGGAGACAUGUAGAGGGUCCAGGUAUACGUCCCAGCUCAUUACUGCUUUCAGGCAUAAAGAUCAGGUUGUGGCGAUUAUGCCGUAUCACAAGAACGAGGACUUCAGGGAGUAUUUCCGAGAGAUCUCUAUGCCCGCCAUCAAAGCGUAUCUUCGGUGUAUGCUUCGUGCUCUACGCGAUAUCCAUGCCAGAGAGAUUAUUCACCGUGAUGUCAAGCCGGCGAAUUUCCUUUUUGACCCUCGUUCGGGCGUUGGCACGCUAUGUGACUUUGGAUUAGCCUGUCGCAUGGAACCAGCAAGGGGGCACGGAAAUAAUACGUGCCUGCACACCCCUCCUACCCGUAGCGACCCACACGGUCGUGUGCGACUGCGUAACGAAUAUAACAUAGAACAAAUCAAACGUGUGCAGAAGGAUGCGAGAAACAAGAGCACUUGGAGCUCAGACAAAGUAGGGUACGCAGAAAAAGAUCCUCGGCCUACCUGUAAAGCCAACCGUGCGGGCACAAGAGGGUUCCGAGCACCCGAAGUCCUCAUGAAAUGCGGUGACCAGUCCGGUGCCGUGGACGUUUGGUCAACAGGCAUGAUCCUGCUGUUUUUCCUGAUAGGAAAAUUCCCUCUGUUCCAGUCCAAUGAUGACAUCGAAGCACUUAUGGAGAUCGCUGUUAUCAUCGGCCGCAAAAGCAUGGAGAAAGUCGCAACUCUUCAUAGGCGAACUUUUGCGAGCAAUGUCCCCUCUAUCACGCCAGAUGGGAUCAGCUGGCGAGAAUUCGUCGAAAAGCAAAAUCCCAACGUAUUUACCCCUCCGCCACCUAAUACCCGAUACUACCCAUAUACCAUGAUGCCACCGAGUGCCAUCCCAUCUAUAUCCAUGCCCCCUCCCCCCUUGCCCCCAUCGAAAUCCAAAACCGUCGAUUCGUCACUACGACCGAAGGCACCGACGGAGCACGCACAGGACGUCGAAUUUGCAUUUAGUCUUCUGGAAGGUCUUCUGCAUCCAGAGAGUACACGACGUAUCACACCGAGGGACGCGCUGAAUCACCCGUUUUUGCGAGACCCGACUGAGCCCGACGACGACGAGAUGUUCCCCCAUCCAUACGGCGAGGGUGUAUGUGGGCAUCUGCAUUUCAUAGACGAGGUUACGGAGGAACCUUGUGUGCGGGUGAAGGCGAGGGGCGGUAAUAGUAAUGGAAGCAGAAGGAAGAACAGUGUAACUGAAGACGACGAGGAGGAACGCGACGAGGAAGACAUGGUCAACGGGGACUGGGAGGAUGGCACGGAGGUUCUUGUGAUUCGCUCUGGAGAAGGAAUCGCGGUGGGCAAUCAACCUUGUGAUCCCGUCAUGGCCCUCCUUCGCGGCUUUCCUCAUGCCUUCGACGUUGGCGAGCCGCUUUACCUCUUGAAGACAUACCACAUGUCCAGCUCAUUCACGGAGACUCUCCAGGAAAUAUUAGCCUCAAAUCUCUUCCACCAGCUCGCACCACUCGUCGUCCUUCUCGUCUUCCCCCUCAUCGUCCUCAACCUUGUCGCACCGGCUCGACGACUGCUCGGGCUGCUGACAUCUACGUUUGUAAUGGUCCUCGAGACGCUUGGGCUUAGCCUUCCGUGGCAUUGGAGCUGGAGUGGCAACGGGGGCGCCGACGCGGACAAGAGAAAGCACAAGAAGAGGCACCCGAGAACGAGAACGGAGCAGAUCGCCAUGAAUGGCAUACAAAGUGACCCAGAGGAGGCAGAUUACUAUCCUGGCCUCGUCAACAUAUCGGGCACGUACUGCUUCAUGAACUCGACUCUACAGGCAAUGUCUUCACUGUCGUACCUGCAACCGCAUAUAGAUAGGAUACACUCUAAGGCAGUAGAGCUAGACGUGCCAUCUCCGGUCAUAGACGCUCUACGGGACCUCUUUGACCAGCUCAACACCCCGCUCACCCGACCAUCAUCUCUACGUCCCCUACAAGUCAUACAAGCACUUACGAACGGCGGCAAAGCGAACACCCUAUUACAUUCACGCGAACAUCAAGAUGCACAGGAACUUUUCCAACUCAUCACGGAGUCACUCAAAAAUGAAAUCAGUGCUAUGGACAAGGAGAAAAGCCGGGACCGCGGCCUGGCUUUGUCAAUACGUGGAGACAUGACUUCGCUGCCAGAAGCAGAGACAAGCGGGGGCGAAUGGACUAGACAAAGUGUAUUCGACGGCCUAACCGCUAACCGACGAAGUUGUAUGCAGUGUGGAUAUACGGAAGCCGUCAUGCAUUUUGCUUUCGAUAGUUGGCAAUUGAGCGUUCCCCACUUUCCCAGAUGCUCACUCGAGGAAUUAUUAGAAGACUACACCCGCUUAGAGAUUCUACACGACUGCAUCUGUCGUAAAUGCUCCCUGGUAGCCACUCACAGACGACUUAUUUCUGAACUGAAGACCCUGGAUGAAGCGCUCAAAGGCGGGUCAUCAUCCCAUAGUCAUGCCGUUAAACCGGGCUCGAGUACCGGCUCGCACUUUAACAAAUUAACGGAAGCCAAUGGGAAUUCGCCCAAGAAACCUUCGGGAUCAAAGAAAAGGCGGGCGAAGGAAGUGGCGAAGAUGGAGUUACGGGUGAGGACGGCUCUCGAGGAAGGGAGGGUAGAAGAUGACCUGAAAGACGUACGAAUGGAGAAAGUCGUCAGUCGGGCGUCAUCUAAACAAGCUAUGAUUGCUAGGCCACCCCCAGUUCUUGCACUUCACCUCAAUCGAUCUUCAUUCGGACACUACGCGUCAAAGAACAAUGCUUUCAUCGAAUUCCCUGAAAUCCUUGACAUCACUCCUUACACCACGUCAGGCUGUCUUUCUACUACACCGUCAAGCCCGAUAUCGACACCUCCGCCCUCCCUUCCGAUCCAGCUCGCCCUUCCCCCACGCUCACGCACACCCACGCCUGCGGCCUACGAAAAAGUCCAUGAAAGAGUACUCUAUCGCCUGAGCGCGGUGGUAUGCCAUUAUGGGAGUCACUCGUUCGGACAUUAUGUCUGCUUUAGGCGAAAGCCAAGACCGAAGGGUGCCAAGCGACGGUGGGCUCCUCCAACAAUACUCGACCCCUUAGCUACGAGGGCAGAUGACGAGGACGUUGCAGGAGGCAGAGAGCGGGGCAUGAAUGGGUCGGCUGAUAGUACGGACAGCGAGGAAGUCUUUGGCAAGCGAAACGAGAUUGUGUGGGCAGACGAAGACCCAGCAAAUCAUCGCCCUGGCCGGGGUUGGCUUCGCAUCUCGGACGACUCUGUGCGUGAAUGUGGCAUUGAGAGCGUCCUGCGCGAAGGCUCUGGCGCGUUCAUGCUAUACUACGAGCGUAUUCGAUUUGCCCAUACAAGUCCUUAUCCCUCCAUGGCAAUGCGUCGCAGUCACUCGUCAUCCAGUGCUUCGGGGCUAGCGAUAAACGACAUGCACAUGUUGGUGCCGGAGGGGGAAGAUGGCUAUUCCCCGCGUAGUUCAGAAGAGACGUUGAGGCCAGAGUUGAGGACGCUGCAGCUGAAUAUGGUUAAUGGGAUGUUUGCAGAGGGGAACGGAUCGACGCAGAGUUUGGUCAGUGAAGUCGGGGUGGGGAUAGCCAACGGGAAAGGGAAAGAAAUUCCGAAGCGUGUGGGGACGGAGAAUGGAAACGGCCACGGGAAUGGGGUGCCGAUCGGGACGUCCGGCUCGUUGGGAGUAGCGUCGAUGUGGACGCCUGGGUCAUCGCCGCCUGGAAUGGGGCCAAGGGUAAUAAGAAGCGUUGCUGCUGGACGAGGCAAGAGUUUCAGUGCCGCUUCUUCCGAUGCAGGAGGCUCGAGGGAGUCUAGCACGACACCCGGACCGACGACGAAUUCGAUUACGAGUCCGACCAAAGGAAAGGCGAAAGCUUCCGAGCCAACCUCCACUUCUCAUAGUACCCGCGCUGAUACAUCGUCGUCGCAUAAACUCCCAACCAAAAGGCCAUUGCAGCCACCUUCCCUGGCAUCCUCCGUGCUGUCGGUCUCACCGUCCUCCUCGAUACUAGGGGAUGACCUAUCAUCGAUGCCUUUACAUUCUCCGCAACCCCAUCAUCCACCUUCGCCAAUUGUAGGCCUGAAGGCAUAA
Molecule: messenger RNA, 4848 nt
Organism: Pleurotus ostreatus (oyster mushroom)
Lineage: Eukaryota; Fungi; Basidiomycota; Agaricomycetes; Agaricales; Pleurotaceae
Exons: 10
Coding region: 1-4848 (1615 amino acids)
Biological process (GO): protein phosphorylation; protein deubiquitination
Cellular component (GO): nucleus; cytosol
Molecular function (GO): cysteine-type endopeptidase activity; cysteine-type deubiquitinase activity; protein kinase activity
Source: RefSeq, a predicted model, not a curated record